AUGACGACAACAGACAUUUUUAAGACGGAUAUUUUAAAAGGAAAAGUUGCGUUCGUGACCGGAGGUGGAAGUGGAAUCUGUAGAGGGAUGACUGAGGCAUUGCUUACUCAUGGAGCAAGUGCGGUAAUUACGAGCAGAAGUCUCGAACGUUUAGAGAAGGCUGCUGAAGAAAUGCGUAAAGCCACGGGUGGUGAAGUUUUGGCGGUGGCGGCUGACGUACGUAAACCUGACGAGGUUGAAAAAGCUGUAAAAAAAGCUAUUGAAAAAUUCGGUAAAAUUGAUAUACUGAUCAAUGGAGCAGCCGGAAAUUUCCUAGCACCCGCCGAACUUCUUUCAUAUAAUGCUUUCCGAACCGUAGUGGAAAUAGAUUUGCUUGGCACUUUUAAUGUCUCCAAGGCUUGUUUUCCAUAUCUGAAAAAAUCCAAAGGAUCAAUAAUUAAUGUGUCGACAACGUUGCAUUAUACUGCUACUUUAUUUCAGGUUCAUGUUUCAGCCGCAAAAGCAGGAAUCGAUAGUAUGACCAGGUUAUUCGCAGUGGAAUGGGGACCUCAUGGUAUUCGCGUGAACUGUCUCGCGCCGGGACCAAUUGCUGAUACCGAGGGAUUCUCCAGAUUAUUACCACCAGGUGGCUCAAAUGAAUAUUUACAAGCGAUUCCUCUGCAACGUUUUGGUAAAAUCAAAGAUAUCGAGCACGCGACAGUUUUUUUGGCGUCAGAGGCUGCUUCUUAUAUGACUGGUCACAUUAUGGUAGUAGAUGGUGGCGAAUGUCUAAAGAAGGUGGCGUUGUUGCCAUAUCCCGCUAGUGUCUUAAAUCCAAAGGAAAUUAUGGAUAAAUUAAGAGCUAAAUUAUAA
Messenger RNA from Ambispora leptoticha, 852 nucleotides. The record is from the annotation of a GenBank genome assembly. Lineage: Eukaryota; Fungi; Glomeromycota; Glomeromycetes; Archaeosporales; Ambisporaceae.